UAUUUCUUCCGCAGAGUCCUGCCGACCAUCAUGGCUGCCACCUUCAAAAAUGGUUUUCCAAAUAAGAAAAUGAUGGUACCGAUGUGGCGCCUACCUUGUCUGUUGGGAGGGAAAAAGCUUAUCUUUGCUAUAUCUAUUUCACAGAUAAUUCUGCUUGAGAUUCUGUACCGUCGGCAGUCAAAAACCAACAGACAUGUGGAAGACCUCAGUGAUCGGGAGAGGUGGUUUGUCUCUUGCUUUCACAUGGUGGCCAUGUUCUUCUUUGGUGCCGCCACCACGCACUUUUUAACUGACAUUCCAAAAUAUGCGAUUGGUCGCCUUAGACCACAUUUCUUUGAUGUGUGCAAGCCAGACUGGAGCCGGUUGAAUAACACCUCAGGUUAUAUCACAUCUGAUAUAUGCACAGGGGAGAAAAAAGACCUGAUACACGAAGCUAGGUUGUCAUUUCCCUCAGGUCACUCCUCAAUGGCUAUGUUCUGUGCUUUCUUUUUCAUUCUGUACCUGGAAUCAAAACUGACGUGGAAGGUUGUACCUCUGCUCCGGCCACUUCUUCAACUGAUAGCCUUUAGCUUGGCUUUCUUUACUUGCUUGUCUCGGAUCUCAGACUACAAGCAUCACUGGAGUGAUGUGUUAGCUGGAGGCAUUUUAGGAGCUGCUAUCGGAUGUUUAGUGUUUAAUUGUGCCAAGACAAGUUCAGCAGACAAAUUUUGA
Candidula unifasciata is the source of this 711-nucleotide messenger RNA. The record is from the annotation of a GenBank genome assembly. NCBI's taxonomy places the organism in Eukaryota, Metazoa, Mollusca, Gastropoda, Stylommatophora, Geomitridae.